CCGCACACGCGGCGAGUGCUCCUCCUCCUCCAACGAUCCCCAUGAGCCGCAGCUGCGGAGACACCGCCGACCACGGCCUCCCCGCACCCCUCCCCCCCUCCCCCACCAGCCCCACACCGCCGUCCAAUCCUGAGGCGGCCUCUCCGAUGAGCGCACGCGACUUUCCGGCCGACCUCCUGCGGGCGGUCCUGCACCGGCUCCCGCCCGCGGACGUCGCGCGGGCGGCCUGCGUCUGCCGCCUGUGGCACGCGGUCGCCUCCGACCGCGCCGUGCUGGAGGCCGCCUUCCGCGCGCCCUGGGGCGUGCGCCGCGUCGUCGGUGAGCCGGCCACCAGGGCUUUCUGGCGCGCCUCAUCGCUCGGACGCUUCGCGCUCUCGCACACCGUCCGACGCGGGGACAAUGUCCCCGGCAUCGCGCUCAAGUACUCCGUCCAGGUGACUGAUAUCAAACGUUUCAACAACAUGAUGAGUGACCAUGGUAUCUAUUCAAGGGAGAGGCUUCUUAUACCAAUCAGUAGUCCAGAAAUUCUGCUGGAUAGCACAUGUUACAUUGAGAUGGAUCACAAUGCAAAGAGAGAGGUUGCAGUCUUCUAUCCUGAGGGUCACCCCAAUGGAGAUGCACAAUCCCUAGCAAACACUGCCGCUGCAAAAAGGCAAAGUAAACGAAUUCUUGAGUCAGUGAGGCGAAGCUUGAGAGUUGAUGACGGAACUGCUGAAUAUUACCUAUCCGUCACAGAUGGCGAUCCAAGGGCUGCUAUGAUGGAGUUCUCCGAGGAUCUUAGGUGGGAGCAGCAACAAGCAGGCCAUUAGUUACAGGUCAGUGGAAGUAUAUAUAAGGGCAUGGUAUUUCGUGAAUUUAUCAUUGUAAUGAUUCCUACCUGCUUGACUGCUUGUACCACUGUUGGUUUGCCCUCUCGGUGUGUAAUAUGGUAUGAAUUUGUGAACCUUUGUAAGGUAAACUCAAAAGAACAAAAUUAUAGCAAGUACAAGUGGCAUAUGAGUACGGGCCAUAUAGCAAUUUUGCAAA
Brachypodium distachyon (stiff brome) is the source of this 1026-nucleotide messenger RNA. RefSeq names its product F-box protein At1g55000. Gene Ontology annotation, molecular function: protein binding. The record is from RefSeq and is a predicted model, not a curated record. NCBI's taxonomy places the organism in Eukaryota, Viridiplantae, Streptophyta, Magnoliopsida, Poales, Poaceae. The transcript is spliced from 2 exons. Bases 42 to 809 code for a protein of 255 amino acids.